UUCAGUGUGAUAAAAUGUUUGGCACAGGCGGAGUGAAGCGCGCGCUCCGCGACACAAGCCCGCCAAAUAAAAAUUCAAAUUUCAAAAUGUUAAAAAAAUAUUAAAAACUGUGCUACUUCGAAAUUAAUGUGUUAUUUUAUUUAUAAAAUAAUAAUUAUUGAUAUUUUUUUUCUGUGCGAUAGGGCUGUGUAUAAGUUUUAAGAACAUUUUUUUCGAAAACUCCUCGGUGAUUGGUUGAUUUUGUUUUUCGAAAAUUUGAAUUUUUAAUUAUGUGAAUGUUACUGUUGAAUAACUGAAUGUGUUUAUUGGCUGUUAUGGAACUUUCACACGAGGUACAAUCAAAUUGUAAUUGACAGAAAAUCACAAAGGGAACAUCAGUCGCACUUAGUUAAAAAGAUGAGAACGCGUGCCAUUUCAAAAGAUCGGUUGUGUCUAGAGAUUCAUAAAGAAAUAUAUCCAUUACACAAUAGAACGUAGAAGUGACUGUGUUCCAAUAAUAUACCAAAACAUGUGUUUAAGUUAUAAAAAAAUAAAAUACAAUACAAAUUCUACCCUAAAAUCUAAGUGUUAAAGUUUAAAAUUGAUUGUUUGAAACGUGAAUUAUGAAAUUAAGUGUGAGCGCAUACCGCGCACAUGCGUCUGCGCACAAGAAGAUCCUGACGUCAUCGUACCAGCAACACUAUGGGAGCACCGCGGCGCCACCUAUCUGCAACCCGCUGCAACCACCCAACUUUACUCCACAGGCAGAAGAAGGCACAAACCGCACGUCAGAAGGAGAAGAUAACGAUGGGAGUGAGAUUAAUGCUGGUUCCUCUCGAGUCCUCUCUGCAGCCACCUCAAGAGAAGAAGACGAUGACUCCAGUAACAAUGCAAGCAGUGAAAGCAAGAGUCCUGGCCAGAGGCGACCGAUCAUUGCAUCGAGUUCGUCAAGCUCUCGCAAGUCCAUGCAGGACACUGAGAGGGCGGAGUCAGACACAGACAAACGCGGCCAUAAAUGGAGACACGUCCAAGCUGUCAUGGCAUACUACCAGGCACUCAGGAAAAUAAAGAGAACAAAAUCGAACCAAAGAUGGAUGAAGUUGCGAACGACUGUGCAGCUCAGUUCAGCGAUACAGAAGAAACCGCCGUUGAAGAGAGAAGACUCUUUCUUAAAGAGAUUUUCCACUAGACAGACACCGUUGACUCAAGAAACUGUAGAAGACACAGGAUCAGAAGGAGCCACAGGAGACCACAGAUCUACGAACAGGCAGAGAAGACGGAAGAUCAGGGCCCCGCGCACCGUCGUCAACCCUGACGAGAACUUCUUCUUCUACUGGCUGUGGCUGAUCACCAUCUUCGUGCUGUACAACCUCUGGACCCUCAUCGUUAGACAGAGCUUCCCUGAGUUACAGAUAAUGUGCCAUCACUUCUGGCUGACGUGUGACGGCAUCAGCGACGUGGUCUUCGCUCUGGACCUCGUCGUGCAGUUCCGAACUGGUUACCUGGAGCAGGGACUGAUGGUUUACGACUCGAAGAAACUAGCGAAACAUUAUAUAAAGUCGCGGAAUUUUCUUUUGGACAUCGUUUCGUUAGCACCCCUAGACUUACUGCAGCUGCACAUUGGUACCAACCCUAUCAUCCGCUUUCCUAGAUUUUGUAAGGUUUACAGAGCAGUGGACUUCUACUACAUAGUGGAGUCGAGGACGGUGUACCCCAACUUCUGGCGCGUCAUCAACCUGAUCCACAUACUGCUCAUCCUGGCGCACUGGUUCGGCUGCUUCUACUUCUUGCUGUCGGAGGCUGAGGGAUUCCAGGGUGACUGGGUGUAUCCCCACCGACCUGGCGACUACGCUACCCUGACGAGGAAGUACCUGGGCUCCCUUUACUGGUCGACCCUCACUCUCACCACCAUCGGGGACCUUCCGACGCCAGAGACCAACGCCGACACCCAAGGAGGCCCCAAAUUUCUGCCGCGCCGCGGGCUCAAAUCCCGCCUGCUGCAGUUCAGGUCCAAUCGAGGGUACGUAUUCACAAUAGUGAGCUAUUUGAUUGGCGUGUUCAUAUUCGCCACUAUAGUGGGGCAGGUCGGCAAUGUCAUCACAAAUAGGAACGCGAACAGACUCGAGUUCGAGAGACUUCUAGACGGCGCCAAAACUUACAUGAGACAUCAUAAGGUGCCAGGUGGUAUGAAGCGGCGUGUGCUGCGAUGGUACGAUUACUCUUGGUCCCGGGGUCGGAUCCAAGGGGGCGGGGACAUAAAUACUGCCCUGGGCUUGCUCCCGGAUAAACUGAAGACAGAACUUGCUUUGCACGUCAAUUUGAGUGUUUUAAAGAAGGUAACGAUAUUCCAAGAGUGCCAACCAGAGUUCCUUCACGACCUCGUUUUGAAAAUGAAAGCAUACAUAUUCACUCCCGGAGAUUCCAUUUGUAGAAAAGGUGAAGUGGCUCGCGAAAUGUUUAUAAUAGCAGAUGGCAUACUAGAAGUGAUAUCAGAACAAGGGAGAGUACUCACCACUAUGAAGGCAGGAGACUUUUUCGGAGAAAUCGGAAUACUAAACCUCGACGGAUUGAACAAGCGAACUGCAGACGUCCGAUCAGUCGGCUAUUCCGAACUAUUCUCCUUAUCUCGAGAAGAUGUAUUAGCAGCCAUGAAGGACUACCCCGAAGCCCAGGAAAUCCUACAAACCCUAGGAAGGAAACGCCUACAAGAAGCUAAAAAUAUGUCCAAAAAAUGCAAAGGACGCAAGCCCAGGCAAGACGCUAAAACAAUAACGAAGAAUUUAAAAGGCGAAAUAAGUCCCGACAAGAUGUCUGGCGACGACAGUACAUCUAAAAGGAUCGUACACAAGCUUCGGAGCGACGUUAAGGGCAUUCGCAAUGCAAUCCGAAGCAGAUCUCGAGCUGGACGUAGAUCUGGAGAGUCAUUAGAACUACAAGCUUUAGCUGGAGCUGAGAGGGCUGGCACUGCAGAAGGAAAGGUUCUAAGAAGAAUGCCAAGAGUCGAAAGUGAUGAUUCGGCUCAUCCGCAUAAUCAAGAUGAUAACAAUGGCGAAACAACGUCUGGUAGCAAAGAUGGUGAGAAAUGUAUAUCACCCAUAGGAGCCGGUCUUCCAUUACUAUCACGAUUAAAGCUACUCAAAGAGAAACAGGAUCGUGAAGAAAAAGUAGCCAAACAAAGGCAUUCAACAUCAUCAGUUUUAUCUUUGACACCACAACCAACUCCUUCGACUAGUUCAGCACCAGAUGCUGAACCAGAAGUAAUAGGAGCUGGUCUUCCUCUCAUACAAAGAUUGCUCUUACUAAAGGCAAAAGAAGAGAGAGAUAAGAACCAACUCACUCCAACUAUGAGCAAUCAGCCCUCCAGUUCCGACACAAUUAGCCCCACUUCCAUCAAAAGCCCUCUGAGUCCCACAAUAAAGACUCUUAGUCCAAUCAGAAAAGGUUCAGAAUCCAGCUCCCCGGGCAAACUUCAAAGCCCAACCACAAAAACGUCCAGAAAAAACUCUUCUGGUUCAAGUGAUGGAACGUCUCGACCCAAAGUUAGUUUUAGAGAUAAAAUAUUACAAGUUCAGAGCGAUGGUACAGCGGUAUGUCAACCAUUAAAUAAAGAUACCAGUGAAAAACCUGCUGCCGUCGUAGAACCAACACCAAAAACAGAAAGCAACUUAAUUUCAAUACCCCACUCCGUUGUUAGUAAAAUUAAGUCCCCAGCAAAAGCUGUAGGUACUACAUUCCGAGAUAAAUUGAAACUAUUACAAAGUGGACCAAAGGACACUGAUAAUGCAACAGUAGAAAAGGCUAAAUCAGCUUCAUUAGAAAAAGCUCCAGUAGAAAUAAGUCCGUUACCAACAACUGAGGCUAAAGAAGAACCAAAGAAUAAAAAGCCUUGGACUAAACUUAAGAAGGCAGCCAUACUAGGAGAAUCAAAAAGCCAAAGCAAAAGUAGUUUAGACGAAAAGAAAGAUGAAAGUAUAAAUACGAGUAGUGAGAAAAAAGAUGAAGGUAUAGCGGAGGCAGUUGUAAAUAUAUGUGUGCCUAUAGUAACCACAGCGGAGCUUGUUAAAAUAGACAAUAAUAAUGUUGAAGUUGCUAGUGAUAAUGAUAAAGAUAAACCUAAGCUUUGCUUAACAGGCCCUUUGGAACCCGUCCAAGAGAAAUCAUUAGAUUUAUUAACUUUAUCUCCCAAGAAAAAUGUUAAUAAUGUAACAAAACCAGCUGAAACUAAGACGCAUAUGUCACCGGGAAUGCUGUUACCCAAAGUUAAAAAAUAUAGGUCAAUAGAUGAUUUAUCGCCAGAAUACGGCGGACUACCAUUUGUCAAAAAGCUAAAAAUCUUAAAUGAACGACAGAAAUUGGCAGAAUUAGAAAAAGUUGUGAAAAUUAGAAGUUCUAGUUUAGAUUGCACUAGUUCGUCUGAAGAUUUGCUUUGUGAUACGUUAACUAGAAGUCAUUCUGAAGGUAGCACUAUGGAUAAAAGAAAAUUCAAGCGAAAAUCCAUCGAUUCAUGUAGAAGUCAUGAAUCCAACGAAACUUUAGAACGAAGGGAAUUAAAGUCUAUUUUGAAGAAGCUGUCUGAAGAUGUUACUCCGGCUGAAAGUCCUGAGCGUAGUAAUGAGUUGAAGAGAUUAAUUCGUGCUCCGACUUUGGAAGGAUACGCGGCAAGACAUUCGAAGUUUGCCAAGAGUGUAACCUUCCACCGUCAUACACUACCCUCACCGCCUGGAAGUGCUCCAGCUGAUUAUCAAAAUGAUGAUGUUUUCACGAUGCCAGAAGUGAAUAUCAGUUCGAUGCCCCAAAUUUCUCCACCUCCUCCACCUGAUGUUGAAGUUACGGUACCAGAAACGCCCAACAAUCAGAUCGCAAGAUCAGCCGAACCAAAUGUACCCACAGACUAUGGGCUAAACAUAAGAGCUGAGUACGAACUUCAACAGAAUAUUGAUCCAAUGAUAGAUUUAAAAUCACUAAGACCUGAAGAAAUUAAAGUGCCUUCAGAGAAACCUAAGCUAACUUUAAUAUCAGCGGUCGCAAACCAAAGAAAGUUAUUGCGAGGUUUGUAUUCAUUGACAGGCUCUAUUGAAGAACAGGAAUAUUUUGGAGAAGUACUGUUAGGUAUCAAACAAGUUAUACAAGGACACUUACAUGAUGUCCAGGGAAAAUUUCAGGAAAGGUUCAACAGUUUAGAAAACGAGGUACGAAAACGUGAUGAAAUAAUAAGUCAACUUCAAAAACGUAUCCAAGAAUUAGAAAAAUUAGGACUCUCUGGUAUGAGUCCAACUGCACAACCAACUGGAGAGGUGCCUUCAAUGCCUGAGGUUACUGAGGCAGUACAACCCACUUCUACCAGUCAGCCCAUAUCUAAAAGUGCUAGCUCGGGCAGUGAAGAUGCUUCAGCUGCCGAAGAAGGUUUCAUGAGAGGUGAUUCACUCGACACCGUUUUCGCUACAUCACCACCAACAGCAAGCGCUGACGAAGCAGAAAGAGACAGAUCUCCAGAAAACGAAACUGCUGCCGCAAAAGAAACCCUAUCUCCUGACGACCUCACAGAGGAAAACCUUAGAGAAUUAACAGAAGGAAUAGAGCUAUCAAAAUUAUCGUACGCAGAACUACAAAACUUAGCCGUAUCACUUUCACGAGCUGACAAGACAUCGUCGAGUAAAGAGCAAUGGACUAUCAGCAAAUCGAAGAGAUUAGAUCUGAACUUAGAUGGCAAAGCUGGAACAUAUUCGAGAAAACGUGCAGCCAAGUUGAAGCAACGAAAGUCUUGGGAGGACCAGAGUGACCAAGAGAGCAUGGAGAUGCAAGACUUGACGAGCAUUCCGUCUUUCAGGCCGCUUUCUCCCCACACCACGUCAGAAGACCGGUCUCUCCUAAGCCCAGAACAGUCCAGCUUGCGGUCCAGCAGAAGACACUUCCAUUUCUUCGGAUCACACCUUGACAACACCAAGUCGAAGAUCAAGAAGACUCUAUCAGUGGACACUGGGAUGCAUCAUACUGGAAAGAAUGAAAGGAGCAUUUGUUAUUCAGAGGGCCGGCCGCGGCAGCAUCGCAAGUUCAGUUUGGGUUCCCUCUUCCAUCGGACUCCAACUCAGAAGCCUACGAACAACUGCAACGAUGUCGUACUCGACAUGGGCAGUGAUUACAGCUGGAGUGAUGCGGGAUCAACGUCAUCUAGCAGUGAUUCAGAAUCAUUACCUCGCACGCCGAUGUUCGAAGAGUUUGUAGAGAACAGCUCAAGAAGAGGACGCGCCAGUAGCUCUAGUCAUGGUAGCUCGUCACCUAUUAGAGCGUUACCUGGCAGCGGCGGUGACUGGGAGGUUAUGAUGCUGGCGGACGAGCUGGAGAAGAGGGAAAGAGAAAAGGAGAGAGAAGAUGCUAGAAGACACCUAUACCCAACAACGCUAAGAGACUUGGAAGAGGAAUCAGACACCCCUCAGCGAGAUGACAGUCCGGACGAGUACUCGAACAUCGAAGACUCCAACUCUUCAUCCACCACCCACCUUCUCUCCCAGUCCAUCAGUGAUGCGUCUCAGCGGUCUUUGGAGACUUCCUUCACUGAACAAACUAGUAGAAUCGGGAGGGAGCCGAGGCAGAGACGUGUUGGGUCCGUGGGAGAGCCGGUACAACCCGACUCCUCCUUCCGCCAGUCACGAGGUCUCAUCCUCCGAGCCGCAAGCCUGGACCGUGAGACUACGCCCACCACCUCCGCAGGCGCGCGACGCUUCGGCUCCCUCAAGAGUGCCAGCACUGAUUCGCACAAGAGACUCUGAUCCGUUUGGCCGAGCGGACAAGCCCAGUCCGACGCCUUUCAAAGAGGUCCAAAUGAAAGUAAUGUGAUACGAGAUACGGCUCAAAAUUCUCAGGUUACAGUAAAUCAAAAUGAUUUAAGAAGGGGUAAAAAUGAUCUGAACGAGGGUAAAAGUGAUCAAAAUGGGGGUAAAAGUGAUCAAAAUAAGAAUAGUUUAGGUAAGGAUGGUGUAAGUCAAGAAAUGGACGGAGGGAAUGGAGGCCAAAACGAUAGAGAGAUUAGAAAUAAAGAUAAUAACGAACGAGAGAAUGCGAAUCCGAACAUAUUCGAUCAGCUGACAGUCAGCGGUCAAUUACUGAUCGUCAUUAUUUUUUUUGACGAUGACUUUGACUAUGUAAUUUUCUUAGUACUACAAUAAGUAAACUGUGUUGUGUUAUGAGUGAAUAUUGCAUGACUGGUUUCUACUUGACAUUGGACAAUUUAGGAAAUACAUACCUAAUACCUAAUUUUGUGAAAUAAUUGUCACAUUAAUUUAUAGAAUACAGCCAUGAUCGUAUCAUAGAGAAAAAAGAAGUCAGUAGGAAGAAAAUGUACUUUGAUCAUCUAUGAUGUACUUUCUCUAAUUUGUCUACUAUCAAGUGUGUGUACAACUAAACUACUAUUUCUAUUUCAUCUACCUACUCUUUAUUCUAGUUCUAUCUAUCUAUCGUAAUCUAUCUAGGAAACUAAUGUAGAUAUUCUAGAUUUAGCAUAGUAAAUAGAAUGUAAUAUUUGUUUAGUCUAUUAAUUUAAAUUAUAACUAUAUUCUAGUCUUGUCGUUUUGUGGUGCACAAAUUAAAUCAAUCAAUUAAAUAUUAUGUAUUUCUAGUAUGUUUCCAAAACGUACGAAAAAUGUUCCUUUUCAUUUUAUCUAUUUUUAAGAAUAAAAUUAUUUAAAUUAUCUAGCUAUUUAUAAAAAUGGAGCAAAAUGUUUCAUAGAAAUCUAGUCUGUAUUUAUAAGUAUUUUAAUUUUAUUUUGCUAUAAUGCAUUGUUAAAGAUAUGAGAAAUUAUUUACCGUUACUAUUCCUAUUUUUGCUUUAUGUCAAUAAUUUUAGCUACCUCUUAGAUUUACCCUGGUUUCAUAAAUAAUAAUUUUAUAUCUGUGCUGUUAAUAUUGUUACCAACACUAAAAUAAUUAUGUUACUAGAAUUUAUUUCAUGUUGUCUUAUUCAUAAAAAAAAAACAUUAUUUAUCAAAGAUAUUUACAUUUUUUGCUGUGUACCUAACAAAAAUUAGCACAAGAAUAAAUUAUUAUUAUAAAAAUAAUAAAUGUUUAAUAAUAAAAAUCCUAUUACUUUAUGAAAUAUUAAUUCUAAGUAGAUAGGUAGUCGUAUGAAAUAUUUAAUUUUAAUAAUGUCCGUUUAAUUUAUUUUUAAUUAAUAUUAGUGCCAAAUAACUAUUUAUUGUAGAAUCUUUUAAAAUUAAUUAAUUUAUGUAGAUGUUAUUCUUAAUGUAAAUAGUGUAUGAAAAACAUUUAUUCGAAUAUUAUUGUAAAUUAGAGAGUUAUUAUAUAUGUAACAAAAAGAUUUUAGAUAAUAUUAAUGAAACUUAGAUAUUUUAGGUAUCAAUUAUGCUUUACUGAAAUGUGAAGUUAGGUAAUGAUAAUAAAUAAAUUAUAAUUUUUAACCCGUAAAUGUUUAAGAAACUAGAGAGAUUAUUAAAAUAAUAUAUCGAUACCUACAGUGUAAAUUGUGAAGAUUGAACUAUUCGAUUGAAAAAAAUAUAAAUAUAAAAAUAUCCCAUGGAGUACAACUCUCAAUGUAAAUCCUACUAACUCAACACACCUAAACUAAAAUAACUAAUUGUAUUCUGAGUUUCUACUGUAAAAAAUAACUAUUUUUGUUACUUAAUACUUACCUACUUUUUCUGACUGUACCACCUUCCUAUUUUCUUCAUUGCAAUAAAUUGGCGGGAAAAUUGACGUUUGACAAGCUUGACAUUUUCACCUAUUAGAACGCCAUACACUACGCGAUUAAGUUGUAUCCGUAUAAUAGUCAAAUAAAAAUUUUGCACCAAAAUAAGAAAUCCGAAUUUCAAUAUAAACAUAUUGUAAUUUAAAAUAAAACUGAACAUCCAACUGGGUACAAUUUUACACUUUUUAAAAAUGUAGGUGUAUCUGACUAUGUUUGAUUUUUUUACAAAAUAAUAAUGACCUGAAUUAUUGUUUAUCGAUACCUAAUUGCAAGGUAACAAAAUACAAUUGCUAUUUAUAUCAAUUUAUUUAUGUACCUACAAACGUGCGAAUUUUUUUCUUACUUAUUCGAUAAAUGUCGUAAAAAGUUGACGAUUCUUUUUUAAUUAAUUAAAAAGGCUUUACAUAUUUGGAGACUAGAUUUAUAACUGUGCUUUGUAUUGCUAAUUACUUUAUUUCUAUUGUUUUUUGAAAAUACUUUUAAAAUGUAUAUUUUUUUCUUUAUAACAAAAGCAACAUGCAACAUAAAUAAAUAAAAUAUCAGUAUCUACCGUAGCGCGUAGUAGCUAAAAGAAUUCGCACGAAUAUUACUGAUUAUAAUUAUAUUUACUAUAAUUUAUCAGAAAACAAGCACCCCUUAAUAUUAUUGAACUGGAUAUCUAUGACGAACGUAUAUCUAUAUAUUUUUAAUUAAUCAUAAAUUAUUAGUUUUAGGUGUAAACUCAUACGAAAAGAUGAAAAUAAAAAUAAAAUAUUUAAAAUGAA
Spodoptera frugiperda (fall armyworm) is the source of this 9441-nucleotide messenger RNA. RefSeq lists its product as uncharacterized. The record is from RefSeq and is a predicted model, not a curated record. Gene Ontology annotation, biological process: monoatomic ion transport; transmembrane transport. Bases 603 to 6746 code for a protein of 2047 amino acids. Gene Ontology annotation, cellular component: membrane. The transcript has 31 exons. NCBI's taxonomy places the organism in Eukaryota, Metazoa, Arthropoda, Insecta, Lepidoptera, Noctuidae. Gene Ontology annotation, molecular function: monoatomic ion channel activity; protein-containing complex binding.